GUCAAAUUAUAAAAAUUAUAAAUUUAUAAAAUUCGCUGAUAGAUUUUACAUACCAUUACCUACUUAUGCGUUUCAUCGCGCACUGUAUAAUGAUUCAGAAUGGGAUUUUCGGCAAUUUGGAGUCCAAGAAACAACCAUCCUUGAAUGAAAAUAUGUAUGGUAGGUCGUUUGAAGAAUCAUUGUUCUCUCUCAAAUCCAGCACUAAAGUGUGAAAAGUGUCACAAAAAGGAUUAAUAUAUUCCAUUUGAUUUCAUAACGCAAUAGGUGAACACAAAUAAAACAUUGUAAUUUCAACAAGGUCAAAUGGAAUACCUAUACCAUAGUAAAUUGAUAGUCGCUACAAUAAUACGACAGAGAAUUGGAAAAUACAUCAAGCAUAUAGAAUCUCGGCAUCAUCUAACAUCCUUCACAAACCGAGAUUACUGCCACAGACGAUUCCGAGUCAUUUUUAUCGAUUUCCUGCUUCUGACUUCUGAAUCAUUUCGAUGAAAUAUGUUGUCACAAUCGGUGGUAGCAUUGUUAGUGAUCUUGUCGGCACAAAUUAAAGACCUUCGGGCAGGAAGUGAUCAGUGCCAAAUGGUUUCUAUUGACACUGAGGAAAUUAAAGGUCAGUGUUGCGUUUAUUACAAAAAUGUACAAAAUCGAGGCAACGGCUACCGAAACGAUAUCAGGAGGAUCAUUUCCACAGAAGUUAAUGAUCGCAAUAUCGAUUUACUCGAACAAAGGGACAGCCCAGUUGAUGAUGAGAGAAACCCGUGUUCCGGUCCGGAUACGGAUAUAACUAUAGAAAAUCCUGACAGAAGAACGGCAAAUACGGGACCAGGAGUGAUUCCCAAAAACAAAAAUAUGCACAGGAAUGAGCGCCCUGUUAUAGAUAAAGUGAAUAGGGAUUACCAUAAUAAAACUAAUGCAAACGGCACAAUAAAUGGGACAACUUUGGAAAGUGAUGCUGAAGAAAAAGCGGGAAAUGUCACAGUUCCCGAUCUUGGAAAUAGGAAUAAUGUGGAUGUACCAGAAACUUGUACAAAAGGCUAUGUCAAAGACAACAAUGGAAAUUGUGUUGAACUUUAUGGAGAUUAAUAUAAUGUUGAUUCGAAGUAUGAACAGUUUUUUUUUUAACAUACCUAUACCUAUAUUUUUAGUCAUGAAAAAUCUCAACUGUUAAGACUGAAAGGUGAAAACAACAAAGGAUUUGCACAUGUGCAUGGCGUAGAUAGAAUAAUAACAAUUUUUGCAGGAACAAGU
Messenger RNA from Phaedon cochleariae (mustard beetle), 1245 nucleotides. The record is from the annotation of a GenBank genome assembly. Lineage: Eukaryota; Metazoa; Arthropoda; Insecta; Coleoptera; Chrysomelidae.